Cucumis sativus (cucumber) is the source of this 1095-nucleotide messenger RNA. RefSeq names its product ATP synthase subunit delta', mitochondrial. Lineage: Eukaryota; Viridiplantae; Streptophyta; Magnoliopsida; Cucurbitales; Cucurbitaceae. Gene Ontology annotation, molecular function: proton-transporting ATP synthase activity, rotational mechanism. Gene Ontology annotation, biological process: proton motive force-driven ATP synthesis. The transcript has 2 exons. The record is from RefSeq and is a predicted model, not a curated record. The coding region runs from base 159 to 761 and encodes 200 amino acids.
GCCAUAUCUACGAGGCUCAGAUCCACAAUGGUUUCGGCAAAUCCUCCAUUUUCUCAGCUUUCAAACAGCUUCAGCGGAACCCUUCCACUUUCUCCUUCUCCUUCUUCAUCUCUCUCCGACCUUGCGAGAGCCGAGCGACCACCCUUCUCUCUCCGACCAUGUUCCGACGAGCGUCCACCCUUUUGGCCCGUCCUUUUCUCUCUGCAAGGACCAGAUCCUUCUCCACCGAUCUGCCGGCGGCUGGUUCUAACCAAGAUGCCUUUGUCUCCGCCUGGAAGAAAGUCAUCCCCAAUAUUGAUCCUCCUAAAACUCCUCUCUCUUUCAUGGCUCCUCGUCCUGCUACGCCUUCUUCCAUCCCUUCUAAACUCACUGUCAACUUGGUCCUUCCCUAUGCCUCCGAACUCUCGGCUAAAGAGGUCGACAUGGUUAUAAUUCCAGCAACAACUGGGCAAAUGGGUGUUCUUCCUGGUCACGUACCUACAAUCGCAGAGUUGAAGCCUGGGGUUUUAUCAGUACAUGAAGGGAGCGAAAUCAAAAAAUACUUUGUGAGCAGUGGUUUUGCAUUCAUCCAUGGCAACUCAUACGCUGACAUAAUCGCUGUCGAAGCUGUGCCAAUAGAACAAAUUGAUGCUGCCCAAGUACAGAAGGGUCUUGCCGAAUUCACCCAAAAGUUGAACUCUGCCUCAACAGACUUGGAAAAAGCCGAAGCCCAAAUCGGAGUUGACGUGCACAGUGCUCUGAAUUCUGCUCUUACAGGAUAGUUUCCCUGGCUCGUAAAUCGGCCACCUUUCAGGAUUAUCUAUUUACCAAUUGUAUGUUCAUAACACUGCCUCAUUGACAUUUUGAGUUGUCUUCUUUGGUGGAAAUGCCCUCUGGAACAUCAUCAUCUUGAGGCUUACCUUUCUUGUGUUGAAUUUGAAGUGAUUCACAAAUAAAUAUAUUAGGAUGGUUUUUUGUGCUUGGCCUUGUAGCAGCAGCUCAUAAUCUGUUGAAACCAUACCUCACAAAACAAGGAAAUAUUUUCAUUUGAAUCUGUAUGGAUGAUUCAAAUCAUGUCUUAUUUUGCAACAAUUUUAAACACAACAAUAUUCUGAA